UGAGGGUAUAUAAAGACCGGUACUCGCAACGACCGGCAUAGUUGAAUUCGAAACUGCAAACAAAGCGUAGCGUUGAAUAAGCGCACAAAAACUAAAUAAUAUACAUACAAUACAAAAGCUAAACAAGCUAACGUUCUUAAGGUACCGUGUAUAAGUGAAAGCAAAGAAACAUAAGUUAGAAUGGCGAACCUACCAUUGCUCUUGAGUUUGGCUGACGAUUUAAGCCGCCUAACACCUUUCUACGAACCGGUGUUCUACACACGUUGGCCUGCGAUCACCACUUCGCCCAGUGGUCAAUUAAGGAAAUUCGAAAGGGAUCUGCCUAUUGCCUCGGUGGGAAAAGAUGGUUUUCAAGCCAGUAUGAAUGUGCAGCAGUUUAAGCCAAGUGAGCUGAGCGUUAAAGUAGUUGACAACCACGUCGUGGUGGAGGGUAAACACGAGGAGCGGGCAGAUGACCAAGGGUAUAUUUCUCGACAUUUCGUUCGUCGCUAUGCACUGCCCAAAGGCUUCGAUGCUGGUAAAGUAGUUUCAACUCUAUCAUCGGAUGGCGUGCUAACGGUCAGUGUACCAAAACCUGCCAUAGAGGACAAGUCCAACGAACGAGUGAUUCAAAUUCAACAGACUGGUCCAGCACACUUGAACGUGAAGGAAAAUCCUAAAGAUAACACAGAAGAAGAGAAACCAAGUGCGUAAAAUCUCAUAGAAACCACUGUGCCAUUACAUCAAUUCAUUGUUUAUUUUCUUGAAAUACAUUGCUCUAAAUUGUUAA
Messenger RNA from Rhagoletis zephyria (snowberry fruit fly), 769 nucleotides. RefSeq names its product heat shock protein 23-like. Gene Ontology annotation, cellular component: nucleus; cytoplasm. Gene Ontology annotation, biological process: response to heat; protein refolding. The record is from RefSeq and is a predicted model, not a curated record. NCBI's taxonomy places the organism in Eukaryota, Metazoa, Arthropoda, Insecta, Diptera, Tephritidae.